Molecule: messenger RNA, 2107 nt
Organism: Pimephales promelas (fathead minnow)
Lineage: Eukaryota; Metazoa; Chordata; Actinopteri; Cypriniformes; Leuciscidae
Gene: vsig8b
Product: V-set and immunoglobulin domain containing 8b
Source: RefSeq, a predicted model, not a curated record
UUACCUGCUUCAGGUAAGAGUGAGAGUUGAGGAAACCACAACCAAAACAGCUGAUCGAACUGCACGGUUUGUUGGAUUAUUCUGAAAUUGGUUGCUCCGUUGAGAGGUUUUCAGUAAGAAGUUGACAUUUGGCUAUGAGCAAGUUUUGGAUCAACUUCCCCUUACCGCUGCCUGCAUUAUACAUCGUUGCAGCGUGUCUAAAUUAUGCAGCUCUUACGUGGGCUAUUCAGGUGACUUCCACAGGACCACAGACCAUCAAGAAAGCCCAGGGGGAGAGUCUUACUUUGGGAUGCACAUACACCGCGGCCGCCACAGAUGUCGGAGACCUGGACAUUGAGUGGACACUCGUCAGUCCAGACAUGACCCAAAAAGAUGAGCUGAUCUUAUCCUACACCGGAGGGAUCCAAUAUGAGCUAGGAAACGCAGACCUGAUGAGUCGCUUGAAGUUUGUCGGCGACCCGAGCCGCGGCGACGCCAGCAUCACCUUCUCCACCCUCAAGGUCUCGGACACGGCCACGUACCAGUGCAAAGUGAAGAAGACACCCGGCAUCGACUCUAGGAAAGUCACUAUAGUGGUGUUGGUACGACCUUCGCCCCCUAAAUGCUCGCUGGAAGGUAGCGAGGAGAAGGGCGAGAGCGUUUCACUCCGCUGCAAAUCCUCCCAGGGUUCAUCACCUCUGAAAUAUACAUGGACCAAAGAAAGUGGAAACAUGCCACCAACCGCAACACAGAAUCCCCUGACCGGAGAGCUGCUCAUCUCGAACCACAGCGAGAGCUACACGGGGAAGUACUUCUGUGAGGUCAGCAAUGAAGUAGGAGCGGAGAGGUGCGCGUACUCCCUUCAAGCAUAUAACCCAACCAAUAAAGUGGGAAUGAUUGUGGGAGCUGUGAUUGGUGCUUUGCUGUUGCUGCUCCUCCUCCUUUUGCUGAUCUGGCUCCUGAUUUGCUGUUGCAACAAGCGGCGCUAUGAAAAAGAGGUAGCCAAUGAGAUCAGGGAGGACACCAGAGCUCCGGAGAGUCGUCCGGGAAGCCGUAGCUCCAGCUUCCGAUCUGUAAUGAACUACAACGUCCACCCCGGGAUCUAUUACAGCUCCGUAAACAAAGCCAACGUCACUCGGACCGGAUCGGGUCACAGCAGUGCCCACACCGAACGCAGCAGAGUCCAAAGGGAAGCCGGCAUGCUCGCGUCUGAUCACAGGCCUCCGCUCACGUAUGAUAGUAAAUACGGAUACCCCGUAUAACAGGACAUUAAUACUGCACUGAAGAAUAUUCACGUUUGUGAAUACCUAAUGUUCAGGAUAGAGAUCUAAUAUAUGUAUAGUUGUGCUGAUGUAUUUUUGUAUGAUUGUUUUAUAAGUAGCCUAUUUACAAAGUCAUUUUGGUGAAAUGUGGUCAAAGUGAUAGUGGUAAUUUGAAUGCAUUAAACUAACAAACCUUUAUGUUUUAACAAUAAAUUCAGUCUUAUAAGAUUGAAAGGUAAAACAAAGUUUAAUUUGAGUGGUUUUAAUUAUUUUAGAUUAAUGAAUUGACCUAUAUAAUUAUAGUUAUUUUUUUAUUUAAAUUCAAUUUAUGAAAUGUAAAAUAUAUAUUUUUUUAAAUGAAUAAAUCAUGCCCCCUGACCCAUGCAAAUUACUUAAUAAUGAAUUUUCCUAUCGUCAGAGUGGUUUGGGAUUACACCGGAUUUUGUUUAUUUAUUUAUUUCUUUGUUUUUGUUUUUUUAGUUCAAAAAGAGCUAAAGCGGUCUGAGUUGUGAUAUAAGUGAUAUGUAAGUCCAGCCUCUCAAGUCAAUUUAAUUUGUAACGCUUUUCACAAUGGACAGUACUUCAAGCAAAGCAUUUUACAGAAAAAAUAAUAAUGUCUCAAAAUUUGUAAGGUCCUCAUUUGGAAGUCCAUAUUUUUCUGUAAAAAUAAAAUAAAAUCUCCUCCUCUCUGGAUGAGAUUUGGGCAUAAUAGCUGGAUUAGGUCCAACCCCACCUAACCCUGCCCAUAACUCUCUCUCCACCCAUCAUAUCCACAGAGUACUAGAUCAAGAUAUACCUAUGUCCAGAGAGGAGGAGGUUUGGCUCUACAGAGAGCACCACUUGAAGGAACACAGCUUAGAUGUUAA